Messenger RNA from Eremomyces bilateralis CBS 781.70, 2652 nucleotides. RefSeq lists its product as uncharacterized. The transcript has a single exon. Gene Ontology annotation, cellular component: nucleus. The coding region runs from base 140 to 2530 and encodes 796 amino acids. Lineage: Eukaryota; Fungi; Ascomycota; Dothideomycetes; Eremomycetales; Eremomycetaceae. The record is from RefSeq and is a predicted model, not a curated record. Gene Ontology annotation, molecular function: RNA binding. Gene Ontology annotation, biological process: RNA processing.
CAGUCUGCCAGAUAGCCAGUCACAUCACUUCUACAAUCCUUCUGCUCAGAUUCAAUCUCAAUCUGUUUAGCAGUAUGCCCAUGCUCAUCUUCAUUUAGAGGGUUAAUAUCACCUGUUCACAACCUCGACGUUAACCAAUAUGAGUGAGAAACCGAUCAAGCAGUUCCCUUCCCUUGCGACCAAACUCAGCGCACCGAGCAAGAAAUCCGUCUUUGAACGCCAAAAGGAAGAGGCGGAGGCCAAGCGAACACGAGAAGAUGCAGAGACAAAGGCUGCAUAUGAGGAAUUUGUGAAGAGCUUUGCCGGGGAUGAAGACGAGCAUGACCGACAUGAUGCUGGACCCCGAAGGCGGGUUGGAAAUGCCGGGUUCGGUGCGACCAAAAGACACUUCACACCAGUCCAGAGAAAGUCGAUGAUAGGCAGUGGCCCGGGCAGCUUGGGACCUCCGAGCUCGAUUUCAAAGAAGCGAACCGCAGACGGAUCCUCGAUACCACGGAAUGAAAGAGAUCGACCGAUAUUCGCAUACAAUGAGGAACAUCCACGGCAAACGGCUGUAUCCCGAUUUGCACUUGACGAUGAUGAAGCGGACAUCGUGGAAGAUCAUACCGAAGCGUCGGAGAAAGCAGCAGCCAGGCCAACCCUUCGGAUGAGCAACCUACCACCAGGAAUGACCGGCAUCCUAGUCAAGUCGCUUCUACCUGGUUUACUGCGAGUCGAGAAUGUCCGUAUACAAUCGAACCGUACAACUCAGUCAUUGGACACGGAUAGGAGAUCCGGAGUAGCAAUCGUGACAUUGGCCAAGGACACACCAGCCAGUGACAUUGAUUCCGCCGUCUCCACACUGCAAGGGCGAUAUCUGGGUUGGGGAUAUUAUUUGAGCCUAGGAAGGCAUCUCUCCUCCGCAGCACUAGCACCGGGUCUCCCAGAUUUGAGCAAGAUUUCUGCAAGUCUUCCUUUCGGUGCUAAAGCGAUUAUGCAACCAUCCUUUAACCGAGUUCCUCCCGGGGGUUUGAAGGGUUCAUUCGCACCACCAGAAUCCCUUGGUGGAAGGCAAAAUAUAGUCAAACAAGCUCCAUCACAAAUCAUGGUUGGUCCGCCUUCGGACCUCCAGCAAAUCAAAAUGAUCCACAAAACCGUGGAGGCCAUCAUCAAACAUGGGCCGGAGUUUGAAGCUCUUCUCAUGUCAAGACCCGAUGUUCAGAGGCAAGAGAAAUGGGCUUGGAUUUGGGAUGCUCGAAGUACUGGAGGUGUUUGGUAUCGUUGGAGAUUGUGGAGCAUCAUGACUGGAACCGAUCAUGAGAACCGUGGAGGGCAUGGCCACUCCGGACUCAACGCCGUUUUUGAUGGAGGAGCGCCAUGGAUGGCACCUGAUGCUUCAUUGCGUUUCGAAUUCUCCACCAACUUCGAACAAUUCGUAAGCGAUUCCCUCGACUAUGACUCGUCGGAAGAGGACCAUUCGGAUGAAGAGGAAGUUGCAAAGCAGCGAUCAAAACGCGAGGGUCAGGAUGUAGACAGCUACGAGGAAUCCUAUCUAAAUCCCCUGCAAAAAGCGAAACUCACAUACCUAUUGGCACGGCUUCCUACAUCGACUGGUCGACUUCGAAAGGGAGAUGUCGCCCGGGUGACGGCUUUUGCCAUUUCGAAUGCAUCGGCAGGGAAGGAAGUUGCGGAUUUGAUCGCAGCCAAUGUCGAACGACCAUUUGCAUAUUCCAAGGCGAAUCAAGAACCCGACAUUGAAGGCGGUCCUGAAGAUGACGAACGAUUGAAGUUCGAUCAUAUCUCCAUGGAAGACUCUGAAAAUCGAGGGACGAAAGAUCAAUCGGCAUCAAAACUCAUUGCAUUAUAUGUUGUUUCAGACACCCUUCAAUCUUCCAGCGUGUCGGGUGUUCGGCAUGCUUGGAAAUAUCGUCAAUUAUUCGAGGCGGCACUGACUCAAAGGAAGAUCUUUGAGCGUUUGGGUGAGAUGGAGAAGGUUCUCGGAUGGGGAAGAUUGAAAGCCGAAAAAUGGAAGAGAAGUGUGAUGAAUCUUCUCAAUCUUUGGGAGGGUUGGAGCGUCUUCUCUACUGAAGGACAGGAGAAGUUCGUACAAGCGUUCAAUCAAGCGGCAAAUGCGGAGAAACCCUCGGAGUAUCCUGAAGAGAAGCCAUUAGUGAAGACGGAUCGCUCAAGAUGGAAAGCAGUUGAUGCCGACGAGCCAAGGCAGAAUGAUGCUUCUCCGAAUGCAGAAGCCAAGCCUGGAGAGGGUAGUUCGGGGGACAUAGAUGCAAUGGAUCUGGACGGCGAAGCCAUGGAAGACAAUCUUGAUGGCGAGGCCAUGGACGAUCUAGAUGGUGAAGUAAUGGACGAAGAGUUGGACGGUGAAGAAAUGGAUGAAGACGUCGAUGGGGUGCCGGUAGGGACCGAGCCGGACGCUGGAGUAUCUGAACCGCCAGAACUCAGUAAAACCUCACAACAGGUGAACGAGACAAAGGCACGACCAGUGCGUCCACGAGCAGUCGACAUGUUCGCUGACUCGGACUCGGAUAAGUAACGUAGGAUACGAAGAUGAAAUGCUAUCAGUUGAUUUUGUCAACAGUCCUUCGACAUUUUCAACCCUCGGAGGUAUCACAGCCCUGCAAGUGCAGCACAAUAUGCCAAAUACCAAGUCCUUGA